GACGGCACGGCAGUGAUCGUGCCCGUCUCCCCCGCCUCCCCGCACACAGGUGUGCCAGUUCUGCCCCAGGAGAAGCUGGAGCCCCGGACCCCCCCAGCUGUGGACCUCAGCCUUUCCCCGCCCCCUGGGCCUGCCCCUUCUCCCCCCGAGCUUCCCAACGGGCACGGGACACCGCCGCUUUUCCCCGGGGACUGUCCGCAGAUCCGUUACCUGGACGGCGGAGCCUCUUCCCAGGCCUUCCAGUUCUUCCUGCCGAUCGGCUCGGGGGGCGGGCUCCACCUGCCAUCUUCCAUGUUCAUCGGCCCGCCGAAGGAAAAGCGCGUCUCCCCCGACCUCUCGGCGGACGAGCAGCUCGCCUGCCGCUGGGUCAAGUGCCAUCUGCUCUUUGACUCGCUGCAGGACCUGGUUGACCAUGUCAACGACUUCCACGUCAAGCCUGAAAAGGAUUCUGGGUACUGCUGCCACUGGGAGGGCUGUGCCCGGAGAGGGCGGGGCUUCAAUGCCAGGUACAAGAUGCUGAUCCACAUCCGCACCCACACGAAUGAGAAGCCACACCGCUGCCCCACCUGCAACAAGAGCUUCUCGCGGCUGGAGAACCUCAAGAUACACAACCGCUCGCACACGGGAGAAAAACCCUACAUCUGCCCCUAUGAAGGCUGCAACAAGCGCUACUCCAACUCCAGCGACCGCUUCAAGCACACGCGCACGCACUACGUGGACAAGCCCUACUACUGCAAGAUGGUGGGCUGCCUGAAGCGCUACACGGACCCCAGCUCGCUGCGCAAGCACAUCAAGGCGCACGGGCACUUUGUGGCUCACGAGCAGCAGGGGGCGCUGCUGAAGGGGGCGCGGGCGGUCCCGGGGGGCAAGGGGGCGGGGCUGCCCUACGUGAGCGGGGCGCACAUCAUCAUCCCCGGCCCGGCCACAGCGGCCGCCAUCCUGGGGAGCCACGCGCUUCAGGGACUCGGCGCCUCCCUGCCCCUGCCGCUCAGCCCCCGGCCCCUGGACCUCAGCACGCUGGGGUGCCCGGCUGUCGGCUCCUCUCCGCUGGGCGCCCCCGUCCUCUCCCUCAACGGUACGCCCCUGGGCCUGGCCAAGAGCCCGCUGGUCUCCCCCGGCUUCCCGGCGGCCGGCCUGGGCCUGCCACUGGUCUCCGUGCUGACCUCCGAGAAGAGCCCCGGCAAGCCGCACUCCAGGCACCCCAGGGCCCGGCCCAAGCCCGACCGGGAGGAGGGGCUGGCGGGUCUACCCGGGGCGGUGCUCAACCUCUCCGCGGGGGCUGCGGCCCUGGCCAAGCCCGACGCGCUGGCCCCGGGCUGGGUGGUCAUCCCCCCGGGGUCUGUGGUGCUGAAGCCGGCCGUCGUGAACUGAACCACAUUCCCGAGGGAGGGAGGGAGGAGGAGGAGAAGGGGGUCGGGUGGGGUACUGGGGCGGUGCAGGGCAGAGGGGGCCCCCGUUUCGGGCUCGGAUUGAAAACGCGUUUUUUUCCCGAAAGGAGGCGAGCGGCUGGGGUGGGCCCCGACGGGGUGUCAGUCAUCCAUCCCACUGCCUGUCCGCCCUUGUCUGAAGCUCUCGACGGGGUCUGGAGUUGCAGGAACAAAUUUCGUAGAACUCCGGAUUCGAAUAAUUUGCUAUCCAGCAGAACACUCCUUUCACCCAAACGUACCAGAAAACCUCAAGAAGGAAAGAAAAUAUUUUCACCUCCAAAAAUCUUUGGUCUCCUUUCAGAAAUACCCCUUUCCUUCGAAGCGGAGGCCCUUCUCAGUUCAGCACUUCCUCACCAGACCCAUUCCCUCUGUUUCCGUAUUGUGUAGUUCUAAGAACCCUCUCAUGUAUUUAUGUACUUUAACGACAGCCUUGAGCUCGAUGCCCUUGACCAGAUUCUUAAUGAUGUUAACGUGCUGCUUGGAUUUACGUCCUCUGCUGCUGUCUGAUAGUGUUCCAAACCAAAGCCGCGUAGUUUUAUUUUAGGUCUUCAAAAAGAUGCUUCAGGUUUCUUUGAUAAGCCAUUUGUACUAAAUACUGUGAACUGUUCUGGAAGUCCUUCAAUUUUAAAAACGAAUUUCUUGAUCUGUAUUGCUGGAAUUCUAUGGGAAAACGCAUCAUCAGAAGCACUUUUUGCUCCACCCUGGCAGAGUGGGGACAGAAGAAGGUGCUAACUGAAUGACAAAACUGCCUGCGCAGCCCUUGUUCCAGGCAGCAGAUUUGCACCUGUGAGCGCCCUCUGCACACAGAGCCCCAUAAUUCUGGUCGGGUAGCACAGAGCAGCAUUAUGGGAAUUGCCCAAAACAGCCGUGAAAUCAGCCAUGCUGGUUUGCAACUUUGGAUUUGAACUUAGUAGUUUUUGACCUGCUUGUGCAGAGCUCUUUGGAGUCCGUGGAGCUUACUGUUGCAGAUGUGUCCCUUAGCAGGCCUGUCCCAUGGGUCUGCACGCACAAUAACAAGUGAGGUCCAGCAGGCUUUAUUGUAAGAUCUUUUAUGACACCCAGAAACAGCAACAAGUCUGUACUAAAGGAAAACCCCAGCUGACUACUUGCAUUAUGCAGAGCCUUUAUUAACAAACUUAAAGCUUAAUUGCACCCAAUUAAGGGUAAAACCCUUUACCAUUUAAUUGAAAUUUGCACAAUUAAUCCCCUGCUGUGGAUAUUUAAAAAGAUUCGAGGCUGUGUAGUGGUCUCUGGUGGUAGGUCAGUUGCAGUUGCAGCCCUUUCGCUGGCCUUGAAGAGCACACUUGAAGAGCAGCUGUCUCGCCCUGUUCCUGUCUGUUAUAACCUAGAGCUCUUGCCCUUCACCCUCACAAGUCAAUGCAAGGUCAAACUAGAUUCCUCUUAUUCUGACUGUUGUUAUAUAUUUGCAGCAUCAUUGCAGUCUUUUUUUAGUUAUGCCAUAUAAUUGCACCACAAGACUGAGUGCUUCUUAAAAUGCUUCUGAAUUAUGCAGUGCAGCCUAUCAUCUAUAUAAUGGUCUAUAAAGACCUUUACUUAGACUUGACACAAAGGCUAAUAAUACUGUCUUAAUAUAAAGUAAAAAAUAGAUACAGUAACAGCUUUUGCCCUUAUUCCUAUACUUCUAGUGUUACUUUCAUAAUGACUGGUUACAAGGCAUUUGACCCUGAACUCGAUUCAGUUCAAUUCAAGAUGCUUUAUUGGCAUGACCGAUGGGAACUCUCUUACCGUGAUGUAAUCGGAAUCCAUGUUUCAAGCAAUUUGUCCUGAAUUACUUUUCAAAAAAAUAAUUUAAAAUGAAAUCAAGUACAUGAAAAACAAUAUUUCUCAUUCAGCACCAUUAAUGCAGUUAGUGGGGCUAAAAGCUGAGGGGACUUGUGAGGUCAAAGGUUAAUUGCGUUAUGAGACAGCAGUCAGGCUUGUGACUGGAAGGUUGUGGGUUCGAACAGCCAAUGGAGUGCUGCUGCUGUACCCUUGAGCAAGGCACUUCACUUGGAAGGCUGCAGUUCAUCACCAAGCCGGGCUAAAUAUUAGCCAAAUACAUUAAUAAUAGGAACUAAUAAACCUUUUUCAUUUCCCAAUAAAUUUGAGCGUUUAGGGGUCCCAAAAACCUUUAUUCACUUAAAAUUGUCAAGUGUUUUAGGAAGUGAAAGUGACUAAAAUGUCCAGUUCAGCAAAUUGUCAGUAUCGUGGUGAAGUGACAAGAGUGCUCUUCUGAUUCGGGAUCCCUCCAGUCUUAAAUGUGUUCAAGCACAGGGGCUGUUGUGCUAAAGAAAUGUGUGUUAGUGAGGUUUUACCAAUAAUGGUGUAAAUGCAAAGUCGUGGUUUUACAGAUAAUGCGGUUUCUCCACCCUGGCCUCUAGGGUUUUGUGGUUUUCACCCUAGCUCGAUAUUAUUAUUAUUAACUAUAUAAGCACCUAGAACAAAUGUUCAUUUAAACCAUUUCCAUCACAUUUGAGUGCUCAACUUGGUGGGAACAGAAGGCAAGAUGCUGUCUGCUGGAUUGCGCCACUGAGCCUCAGUCAUAAAGGGGGAAUGCUGGUCAGACUGACCAGGCGCUGUUGGGAAACAGGUAGGAUUUGGCUAAGGGUAUCGAGCUGAAAAGGUUAAAACAGACAAGUGUGGACAAGACCAUGCAAUGGCAUUCCUGAUUUGCAGAUCUGUACAGGGCUGGAUCGGAGCCCCCUGGUGGUCGCUUCUAGUAGGACGUGCAAAGAAAUGUUACUUUUCAAAACCAGUGUGUCUCGGUGUUUUCAGACUGUUGUUACAGAAACCAUACAACUUGAAACCUCUAAAAGCUCGGAAAAGAUUGCAUCGACAAGAUGAUGUGCGUCAGCCACUGCGGUCCAGUUCUAAAGGAUAUAAAAAUCAUCCCUGUUCAAAGUCUUUUCGGAAACAGGGUGAAUGAUGUUAAAUUGUGUAAAGGUGGGCCAGCAGAUAGCUUAGGAGCUGCCGCACCUUGAACAUUAAGAUUUGAUUACGGCAACGCAUGAGCAACACUCUUCAUUGAAAACGAUCCCAGAAAGUGCAAGAGGUGCUUUUCCAUCAGGGCUCGCAGUGCUGAACGGACCCUGUCAGUGGAUCGUUUUUCAGGGCUGGGUGUCAUGAACAAGCAUCCUGUCCGCCUGAAGGGACCUAUAAAAAAAAAUAGAUCACUGGCAAUUAACGCGCACGUCUUGGGAUACUGGGCUGAGUUCGGCCUCAGUAGUUAUUGUCCACCAGGCUCUCCAUCCAGCCCUUUCUUUCCUCUAGGCCUCUGGUGGCCGAUCUUGAGCCAGCAGGGCCAGGGUCCUGCAGGAUCCCCGAGGAUCUUGGUAUGCGCUGUUCUAGGGCUAGAGACCUAGAAGAGAUGGGGAAAUCUCGGCUGAUCCUCCAGGACCCAGGCUGGCCAUCGCUUUUUUUUUUGUAAUCCAACCUCCCUCCCCUCCAACUCGCCCCAUCUCCCUUCCUCCUCUCCAGUAAUGACCAGGGAGAUCACCGUCUCCCACCGGCCAGCCCCCCAGGGCGUUCGGCACCUCUGAACUGCUAGAACUUAAGGUGCUUGUUGAGGAAUCUGUUCAGCAUCUUCCUGUGGGUGGCGGCCUGCAGAGGCUCUGAGAUGGGGUUAGAGAGGGUGAGAGAGAUCAACACAGGGAGCAUUCCCUAAGAACACACAGAGACCUGCCUCUUUGCUUCUUGUCAUGAUAGUUCUCUUAUUUGUUAUUUUGUUCCUAGACGAGACAUUUCUUCAUGUUGAAGUUGCUUUUGCUUGUUCCACUAUCACUGCUUAACUUGGCUUCUCUGGUAGAGACGGUGCUUCCGGCUCCAGUGUUUGGCAGGCUGCUGCAGGGGUUACAGUGGCAAGUCACGUGAAUGGAUGUGUUCAGGGCCGUGAGAUCACACUUGUCCGAUACCUGUCUUGUAAAUUUGUAGAAUGAAUUGCCAGCCCCAUGUGGAAGAUGGUCAACUGACUGGCCCAUUUGCAUGGACCCCACCCAGAAACUGUCCAUCUCUUGUGAUGCAGUGUUCAGUUACGUCUGGGUUACACAGCAGUCAUCCAAGACUGGACUUGGAGUGUCCUGCCUAAGGGUUUCCUGUAUGGAUGAGGCUUUAGUUUGUCGGUGAUGCUGAGCAGUUCAAGCCUCAAAAGUGUUUAAGGAGACAUGAAGAAGGAUGGUUUUGGAAAUAAGUACCUGCUGCUGCACAGAUCCCAGGACAGCCCGAUACUGUUGAGCAGGAUGUUGAACAGCAGAGCAGUCCUUUGCUGUAGUAUAACAGGGCCAUUGGCUUAUACUGUCUUGAUUCUGGAAGGACAAGUGUAUCAGCCAAAUAUCUCAGACAGGUACAUAAAAACUGUCUAGAUUUUCUACAGUCUUUUCCUGUUCUGUAGGCUCCAGUACAGCAGUGCCCAUCUGGAUGAAUGUUAAUUUAAAACCUGUUAGCUGCUAGCUUGUAGCUGCAGUGAUCGGAAGGAGAUCCUGCCCACACGCUGUUUUAAGUGUGAAGUGUGCAAUGAUCUCGAUGCCAGUGGCGGAAUCGAUCACAGCCCGCGUAGAUGAGUAAAUUGAGCCUUGGAUCAUCUCUAGAUAUCCAAACUGUGCAUUUGGCUUCGGUCCUGACAGACAGGGUUUGAGUCAUACAGCCUGCCUCAACUGCACAGCUGAGGGUGAUGAUAUCCUUCCCUGUGGCUCAGGAGAAGAUGCCAUGUAUGUAAAAUGUCUGUAAAAAUAAAUAAUGAAUGGGAGAGCAUUGAAAGCAUUGUCCACAGGUGGAGCAGCAGACCAGGUGAAGCUCUGAAAGCUUGCCCUUUCAGGAACUGCUGGCAACAGAACAACUUUAUUUAAUCUGGAGAAACAGCGGCAGGGACAUUUAUCUGGCACUUAAACACAAGCAGGGUCAGUUGGCUCAGUACAAAUAAAGUCACCCUUCCUGUGUGAUUUUAGGUGAAAAGACCUGAAUAUUCUCAGAUGGGGCUUUUUGGGACUGUUCUGCAGCAGUCAAAAGAAAUUCAAAGAAUAAUUCGAAACACUUCCAGCAAAACAGUUCUGUUCGAGCGCCACAGUGACGGUGGGCAGGCUGUCAGGUGGAGGUCAAAAAGAAACGCGUUCCUUUUUACUGUAACAAAGAUCCUAUAUACUAGGAUAAGCUGUCCAGGAUUACAGUUUACUACAACACAGCUCAGAAAUAGGCAACAAACAAAACUCCCCGAAACGAACUGAAGGAUUUUAAUCAUAAUAGGAGGAUAAAUUCUCCACAUGGACAAAAGUUUGUACUGCAGACUCUAUUUGCUAGUAAUAAUAAGGUGUUUUAUCUGAUUUAAGGUGCAGCCAUGGAUGUAUAUAAGACUUUAUCACCGUAAGCAGAACCAUGACCGCUGCUGUAUAUCCUAAUGAGCAGCAGAACUGGGAGGUGGCAUGGACUUAGCGGUUAAACUUAUGGAUGGUGACCCCCCCCCUCCCCCAUUUCUGCCCCUGCCCACCCACCUGUAUCUUCCAGUAGGACUGAGGACCGCCCAGGGCUAGCUUCUCCUGCCGCUUGGUGCAGGUGGGUGCUCCAGUCAAACAGGCGAUCAAGUCCUUUUAAAGUCAGGAGGGUGAAAGGUGACACCUGUAACCCACUCCUGGCCUAGUGAAGCAAAGAGGCUAUCCCAGGCUGCCGAGGAGAAGACCUCGGCCUGCCCCGCUAGACAGAGAGGGCGCUUGGCAACCUGUCUCUGUCUACGCGCCCACUAGGAGGCGCUGUCGGGGGGAGGGGGGGUCUCUACUGGAGAAAGCCAAGACUGACACAGACCCUCCAGGGGUCCACACAACUUUAAAAUGUUAAUAAGCUGUUUUGACGUAUUAACCCUUUGAGCACUUUAAAGGCGUGCGGGUCACAUCCCGCCCUGGAAUAAUUCAAUUCCCCACCACCACCCCCCAAGCCCUAGAUUGCAGAAGAAGAGAGACAGAGGUGCCUCUCAACUUUAACUUGCAAACGAGGAAUCGUUUGAUCCCUGUUUCAUCAGAUAAAGGCCUAAGGUACUGUAGCUUCAUUGUACUGGCUGAUGUGAAGAGACACUUAAAAGAUGUGGCACAAAUCAGAAUUCUCAGAAACCUGCACUGCAGUAUUCAAAAACCUUGCAAGGCAGAAACCUCCAACCAUUAUCUCCACUGUCACAUUUACAUCUAAGCUGGCAACUUGAUUUCUCUGGUGAACUUUCUAACUGUGUUUAAUUGUAAUUUUAAGAACCGCUAAAAUGGUUCUCUAUGGUUCACCCUGGUAUUUUCUUCCACACAGAGUAAAACAGCACAGCCAAGGUCUCACUUUAAGUGACUGCCAAGCAGCUGUCUUAUCUCAGCAAAGCCUUUGAUCCAAAGCGAAGAGAUGGGGUGGGAUCGCAUGUUUUCUUUCUCCGAACACAACUUGUCUCACUGGACGAGUUUAUACUGCUCUAUAAUGCAUUUGUAGCGAUCAUUAAAAAUGUAGUACAAUAUUUAAGAAGGGACGCCAUAAUUGAAUGUGCUGUAGAGGUGCACAAAGGGUUAAUAAUAAUAGACUAAGGCCUGAGAAGGCCAGUAUCAGAGGUUUUUUUGUUUUUGCACAUUGAGAUAUUUUAAUAUCAGUAUUUUUAAUGGUUCUAAGUGCCUUCUAUUAUAGUUGAAAUGUAGAGGAUAUACAGUAUAUUAAAUAUAAAUAUAUAUUUUUUCUCCGGCUCCAAUAUUGAAGCCGCACGUACAGAGUUGUAAAAGUCUUAAAUUGGUACAAGUUAGCAGUGUGCUCCUGUUUUAGAGGAAGUUUAUUAUGUCGACGAGAAAACAAAACAAUUUAAUAAA
Lepisosteus oculatus (spotted gar) is the source of this 8236-nucleotide messenger RNA. RefSeq names its product GLIS family zinc finger 2b (gene glis2b). NCBI's taxonomy places the organism in Eukaryota, Metazoa, Chordata, Actinopteri, Semionotiformes, Lepisosteidae. Gene Ontology annotation, cellular component: nucleus. The record is from RefSeq and is a predicted model, not a curated record. Gene Ontology annotation, molecular function: RNA polymerase II cis-regulatory region sequence-specific DNA binding; DNA-binding transcription factor activity, RNA polymerase II-specific. Gene Ontology annotation, biological process: regulation of transcription by RNA polymerase II.